AUGUCAAACCGCAAGAUUCGCGAUGAGCAGAUCUCGGCGUCUUCGAGUUUUGACUUGCAAAGUACUGGACCUCAACACGCUCGGGCUCAUCAAGAAUCUGGAAGUGGAGCUUGGUGUCCGAAGAACCAAAUCAAUUUACUGAGCAAAGAAUGGCUGCAGAUCUCGUUUUCAGUUGAUACAGUUAUCACUUCUGUUGAAACUCAAGGGCGAUUUGAUGAUGGACGAGGCCAGGAAUAUGCCACAGCAUUCAAAAUUCAGUAUUGGCGACCUUCACUAAAUGCUUGGGCAUCUUACAAAGACGAUUUCGAGCUAGAGACGAUUCCGGCAAAUAAUAAUACGGAGCAUGCUGUCAGAAGAACUCUGGACCGAGCCAUCAUUGCUAGAAGAAUUCGAAUUGUUCCAGUUUCAAAUUCAACAAGAACCGUUUGUAUGAGAGUUGAACUUUUUGGAUGUCCGUUCGAUGAUACUUUGAUUUCAUAUGAUGUUGAACAAGGCGACUUGCAGUCAGGCAUUUCUUAUCACGACUUUUCCUAUGAUGGCAAUCUUGCCGACGCACCACACCUAACCGGCGGAAUCGGAAAGUUAUACGAUAAUGAAGUGGGAAAGAAGGAUGUAUUUGUUAAUCAUCACAAAUGGGUUGGAUGGAGAAGAAAGAGGACUGGUGGUGUGAAAUUGUCAUUUGAAUUUGGAGAAUUGAGAAACAUUUCGGGAAUUUUGAUACAUACAGCAAAUGAGUUCAAGAAAAGUGCUAAGGCGUUUUCCUCCGUUAGCGUACUAUUCUCAACAAAUGGAAGAGACUUCUCCGAUAACAUUAUCCAUUUUAAUAAUCCAGAAGACACUGAAUCUGAGGCACCACGAUGGAUCAGAAUUCCUGUGAACAAUCGAAUUGCAAAAGUGGCCAAGUUAAGAUUGAAUUUCGGAAGUGGUUCCGAUUGGCUCUUCGUAUCCGAAGUGAAUUUUGAAUCAAACCACACAAACAUUGAGCUUCUUCAUGAUGACGUGGUGAUUCCUGAUUCGGUUUCAUAUUUCUCUGUAACCGAACACGAUGAUGGCACCAGUAUGUUUGCCUUCAUAAUCUUCUUCUUCAUGUUUCUCAUUGUUGCUGUCAUCAUAAUAGCUGUGAUCUACCGUAAACGCGAGUACCGUGUGAAAGCCUCGUCACCAUCACCGAAUGCUAAACGGGAAAUUCUGUUGACAAUUGACGGAAACACCAUCAAGCAUCAUGUUUCUCCGUCAACCUAUCAAAUGGCUCGCGAUAAUCUUCAGAAUGCGUUGAUUGAGAAAAUGCCAAUGUCGCCGAUUAUAAGCGAUUACGCUGAACCGGACAUUAGCAUUUGCUCUGAUGUCACUGCCAAUACACCUCUUCUCUAUGGAAUCGAUGGCCCUUAUGAUACACAAAAACGAAGCAACCCACUCUCCUCAAUGGUUAAGUACUCGGACUAUGGAGAAGUUUAUUGCACGACUCUUCCGGAAAUCGCUAGAGACAAGUUAAUAUACGUGAGCAGAAUUGGACAAGGAGAGUUUGGAGAAGUAGAUUUAUGUCAGUUGGAGAACCGAAACGUUGCCGUUAAAAGACUUCAUGGAAUAAGUCAAGCUGACGAGUUCUCUUUCCAUAGGGAGAUUCGAGUUCUUGGGAGUUUGAAACAUCCGAACGUUGUGGAAGUGGUCGGGGUCUGCACAAUCCAAAAACCAAUUUUGUGCAUAAUGGAAUACAUGCAGAAUGGGGACCUCAAAUCACAUAUUCUAAAAAAUCCAACGAUUAGUACAUCUCACUGCAUAUCCAUCUGUACUCAACUUGCCGCUGGUCUCGCUUACUUGGAGUCUUGCAACUUUGUACAUCGAGAUAUUGCUGCCAGAAACUGUUUAGUCGAUGGAGAAGGAAAUGUCAAGAUUGCUGAUUUUGGAAUGGCUCGAUCGCUCUACUCUCAAGAAUAUUACAAAGUUGAGGGCAAAUUCGUGCUUCCGAUUCGAUGGAUGGCUUGGGAAGCAUUGCUUUUGGGCAAGUUCUCAACUGCAAGUGAUGUGUGGGCGUUUGGAGUGACAAUGUGGGAGAUUUUCUCGUUGUGUUCUGAAAAACCAUUCUCUGAUAUGUCUGAUGAUGAAGUUGUGGAAAAUCUUCAAAGUAUGAGCUCAACUGGAUCAUUGAAGCAAGUUCUUUCGCGUCCAAGAAUGUGCCCUGCGAAGUUGUACAAUGAACAACUUUUACCUUGCUGGAACUAUGAGAGCUCUCGUCGCCCGACAUUUGAAAAUGUACAUCUUCAUUUGCAAUCACUGGUUCAUACUUCUCCGCACAUCCACUUCUAA
Molecule: messenger RNA, 2304 nt
Organism: Caenorhabditis remanei
Lineage: Eukaryota; Metazoa; Nematoda; Chromadorea; Rhabditida; Rhabditidae
Exons: 13
Coding region: 1-2304 (767 amino acids)
Biological process (GO): cell surface receptor protein tyrosine kinase signaling pathway; protein phosphorylation; multicellular organism development
Cellular component (GO): signaling receptor complex
Molecular function (GO): ATP binding; protein tyrosine kinase collagen receptor activity; collagen binding
Source: RefSeq, a predicted model, not a curated record